GGGAGCGAGAUCUGAUCGCUUGCGAUGGUGAUGUUGAGCUGUGGAGGCGGUCGUCGUCGGCACUCAUCGGUCUCAACUGUUCCAGCGCUUCGAACUUGUCCCGCUGAAUCGAACGUACCCUUGGUUCCGGCUUUGGGAGGCAUGGCGUUGUCGUUAUCGGGUCGUGAAUGAAGAGCCGAAUGUCGCGGUUGAAAGAUUGGAGGUUGGAGUUGCGUCGCUCAGAAUUUCGGUGCGCUCGCUUAGCGCUCCCAACAUGGUUUAGCGUAACUGCGACUUCGAAAGUCUCCAGGGCUCGGCAUCAGCCAUUCGAACUACAAGAGGUGAAGGGAAUUCCAGCAAAACCAUUGGAAAAUGGCCAUUAAAAGGCGUCCGAAGAGGCUUGCGCAUGGAAGGCCUCCGGCCGCAAAGCGUGAAAAGGAGCACAUGAGCUCAAAGCAAACCAGGACCAUUAUUCGCACUCAUCACCGCCUUCAAAAGGAACUUGCCGCUGCCUUGAGAAGCGGAGACAUAAGAUUGGCCGAUGAAAUUAAUACAAAAAUUGAGAAAAAUGGCGGACUGAAAGUUUACCAAGCAGCGAGCAAACUGGGUCAAUCAAAGAGUCGAGGAGGGGAUUCAAGCAAGGUAUUGGUGGAGUGGUUGAAGAAGGCGGAGAUCAUUGGGGCGAAGGAGGAUGCAUCCUCUGCACCGUAUCGUCUGUUGGAGGUUGGCGCGCUGUCUACCGAGAAUGAGAUUUCAAAGUAUCCCCGGACUAUCCAUGUCAAAAGGAUCGACUUGAAUAGUCAAGGCCCGGGCAUCCAGCAACAAGACUUCAUGGAACGGCCUCUGCCAGCAUCGGACGACGACAAGUUCGAUAUCAUCUCCCUUUCCCUGGUCUUAAACUAUGUUCCUGAGCCAGUUGGGCGGGGCGAGAUGCUUAAACGGAUAGGCAGUUUUCUGCGACAGCCGCAUAACAGACGAAGCUCCAUGCUCCCUGCAUUGUUCCUCGUUCUUCCGCUUCCGUGUGUUGCAAAUUCUCGAUACCUGGACGAAGACGCAUUACUACGAAUGAUGAGGAAUCUUGGCUUCAUUCUCGAGGAAAAGAAGAAUACACUGAAAUUAUGUCACUACCUGUUCUCCUGGACCGGGAAGAGUGACAACAAAAGGGCCCAAAAGAAGCUCAUACGAGAUGGCCCAGGAAUGAAUAACUUCUGCAUCGUCAUCGAGUGAAACAGAAAGGUUCGUCACUGUCUUGCGGC
This is a messenger RNA of Westerdykella ornata, 1235 nucleotides long. RefSeq lists its product as uncharacterized. The transcript has a single exon. Gene Ontology annotation, cellular component: nucleolus. The record is from RefSeq and is a predicted model, not a curated record. Lineage: Eukaryota; Fungi; Ascomycota; Dothideomycetes; Pleosporales; Sporormiaceae. Gene Ontology annotation, molecular function: rRNA (adenine) methyltransferase activity. The coding region runs from base 352 to 1206 and encodes 284 amino acids.